UUAACCUUGAAAGAAAAAUAAUAUCGUAAGAAUGUUCGAGGAAAAAGAUAGAAGAACGUUAAAUUGUUUAUUUGCAAGAUGAUGAAGGGAAGGAAUAUAGAGAGUGGGAAAUCGUGCAAAAUGUGAGCGUCUCGCAAAGUAGGAGAACGAAGCAAAAGGCGAAUCACCAUCGUGGGCUGCGUAGGUAGGAGGUAGGUAGACACAUAUAUAUAUACAUACAUACAUACAAACAAACACCUUUCGAGAGUUUACCAGUUAUACGUCGAACAGUUGGAGCAGCGGACAGUUACCUUUACGUUUCGAGAUCGAGAGGAUCUAUUUUGUUCUCUGGUGUGAUAUAGACCGAUUUAUAUAUUCGCGAGAGAGAGAGAGAGAGAGAGAGAGAGAGAGAGAGAGAGAGAGAGAGAGAAAGAGAGAGAGAUUAGCUUCUCGAGAUCAUUCGAGAAGAGGAGGAAUCGAUCGAUUCGACUCGAAGACGAUGAGUCGAACGUUAUUGAUGUGUUCGUUGUUGGCUGUGACCAACGUCAAUGCAAUUUCGACAGUAUGGCAACCAGUACCUUCACCUCUUGUACCAAGUACGAGUGUGCUUCGUCAGGAAGGAAAAUUAUAUGGAAGCUUAACAUCGGUCAAUUCUCCUUAUGAUAUCGAUGGACAGCUGAUCGAUUUGUCACACGAACAGGAACAAUGUUCUUUGUACAAGAUUUCUAUGAGUCAACAGCUUUACUUUGAGUAUAUUCAUUACAAGAUCGACUUGCCGAAUAUAAAAGAAUUUACUCUGUGUAUAUGGUCGAAGUUUCACAAUCAUACCAACGAUCAUCCUCUGUUUUCUUAUGCAGUCGGUGAUCAACCUCGAGGUAUAUUAUCAUGGGUCGCCAAUACGGCAAGAAGUUCUUAUUAUAUGAUGAACGUGGACGGUCACAACUUGUAUAGAUUGAAUUAUCCGUUGAGACUUAACAAGUGGUACCACUCUUGCCAGAGUUGGAAUGGUCGUACCGGAGAAUGGCAGAUUUGGGUCAACGACGAACGUGUAGGUCGUGGGUUCAACAACAGGUUGGUCGGCCACGUUAUUAAGGGCGGUGGUAUCGCGAUAUCGGGUCAAGAGCAACGCCAGUUGGGUGGUGGCUUUUUAGAAGGAGAAGGUUCUCCUCCAGGAUCGGGUGGUAUGUUAGGAGAAAUAACAAUGGUUCAGUUGUACAGCGUUGCUCUGACAGCUGGAAAAGCUCACAAAGAUCACAAACAUCAUCACGCUCAUCAUUACGAGCACGAUACCACGAAUAAUACUCCAAGGCCGAUAACGAGACAACCGGUUACAGGACCACCUCUACCUCCUAGUCCAUUCUUAACUGGAGGUCAAAUUAAUCCUCAAGUGAAAAUCAAUCCUGGUGCACCAUUGCAAAUUAUUCGAAACGGGGUGAUCAUGCGUCAUCCAGCAUUACCACCACCAAGAGAGCCACCACCACAACCCUUUCCACCAGCCAAUCUCGAAAGUCUUUCAACGAUGAUCCCAUUUGUUUCGCCGUCAUCAACAUUGUCAGUAACUUUGCAACAAGAUUCCGGAAUAUUUGGAAAUCCUUUAAGUAGACCAACCGGUACUUAUCACGAACUUUUCAAACGAGAGGAAACUGUAACGAAGAGGGAGAACGUUCGAAGGGAUAAGAUCGAUACAACGAAAGCAACAACGACGUCUAAAUCCACCAUUAUCGAAAACGACGACGACGACGACGACGACGACGACGACGACGAUAAAGUGAAGUUCCUCGAAAGGAUCAAGGACGAUAUAGAAAAGACGUCGAAAAAACGUGGUACGGAGAAAAAAAAGAGAGGAAUCUUGCAAUUGCCAGAUGGUUUAUUAUUCGAUGAAAAUUAUGCCGUACCUCAAGGAUUGGACAACGAUUAUUUCUCGGGUUUAGCUAGUUUUGAUCUUCAGUUGGUCAAGCAAGAUAACAAAAAUGACGAGAGAGAACCAGCCGAGGCCGAAGUUAAAAGGAUCAUGGAUAUUUGCAAUGGCUGUGCCGAAGAACCUUUUGAGAAAGCCUUGAUCAUGGGAUGGAGAUCCGUACCUAAAAAGGUUUACUCCGGUGCUCUCUAUAUACCUGCUGUGCAGGUCUGCAAAGCUUUUUAAUCGAUCCUUCUCCUGGCUUCUCCUUGAGAGAAUUAAAUAUCAUAUCCCUUAAGGGUUUCACGAAGCCUAAGAAUGGCUGAUAGAUAGAAGACAAUCAUUUCGUCUCGUUUCAUCUCAUCUCUCCUUCUCUCUCUCUCUCUCUCUCUCUCUCUCUUUCUCUUUCUCACGAACAUAUAUAUAUAUAUAUAGUUAUCUUUAUAUAAAUUCUUCAGGAAAUCGAUAUCAAUCUCGAUCAUAUUUCCAAGACCACGUGAAAAUAGCUCGUUCGAAAACAGUAUUAUAUCUCGAUUAGAUGAAUAAUUUUAAUCUAUUUUUUUUUCUUUUCUUUUCUUUUUUUUUAUCAUAAUCGAGUAGUUCAACUUCGACGAGAGCUUUCGAGAUAAAGAUGUACUUGUUUGAUUGUAUUUAACAGAGCGAUUCAUCUUCACUCGAGUCCAUGGUACCUCAAAUACAGUUUGAGAUCAAAUAUUAUCUUUUAAGAUGAUGAAAUCUUUUCGCUUCGUAUGUAUAUGCAUAUACACACACACA
Messenger RNA from Vespula pensylvanica (western yellowjacket), 2650 nucleotides. RefSeq lists its product as uncharacterized. Bases 479 to 2122 code for a protein of 547 amino acids. Lineage: Eukaryota; Metazoa; Arthropoda; Insecta; Hymenoptera; Vespidae. The transcript has 8 exons. The record is from RefSeq and is a predicted model, not a curated record.